Messenger RNA from Pleuronectes platessa (European plaice), 1065 nucleotides. It is a transcript of the gene ghrl, whose product is annotated as ghrelin/obestatin prepropeptide. Lineage: Eukaryota; Metazoa; Chordata; Actinopteri; Pleuronectiformes; Pleuronectidae. Gene Ontology annotation, molecular function: growth hormone-releasing hormone activity; ghrelin receptor binding. The record is from RefSeq and is a predicted model, not a curated record. Gene Ontology annotation, biological process: gastric acid secretion; regulation of response to food; positive regulation of growth hormone secretion. The transcript is spliced from 4 exons. Gene Ontology annotation, cellular component: extracellular region. Bases 188 to 508 code for a protein of 106 amino acids.
AUGACAGCACAAGAAUCCGUUACCAUUCUGUUUAAUGCAUUUUAAAUCUGCAUGAAGGGGAUGAAAGACAGGCUAUAAAAGCAGAACUACAGGUGUCAGUGUCAGAUUUAGAGCAGCAGAUUUGAUUUGAAAUCUUUUAGCGCUCUAUGUUGCUUCAUCAUUUUGCAGCGUAGACUCUGGUUCCACCAUGUUUUUGAAAAGAAACACCCAGCUGCUGGUUUUUGUACUCUGUUCUCUGACCUUGUGGUGCAAGUCGACCAGUGCAGGCUCCAGUUUCCUCAGCCCUUCACACAAACCUCCGAACAAGGGGAAACCUCCAAGAGCCGGCCGCCAAAUCACAGAGGAGCAGAGUCAACCCACCGAGGAACAGCACAUCACGCAGGUGAGUGCCCCAUUUGAAAUUGGCAUCACCAUGACACCAGAGGACUUUGAGGAGUACGGCGUGUUGCUGCAGGAGAUCGUUCAGCGCCUGCUGGGAAACACGGAGGCAGCAGAGAGACCAUCUUAACUUGGAAUAUUAUGGACAAGAUUUGCAGAUUUACCUUUUUAUUUCUUUAAAUUUCUAGAGUGAUUAGAUAGUGAUCAUUAAAAUAUGAAUAAAAAUGUCAGUUGCCUUAAACAUUGUUACUCACACUGUUGGUAGUUAAUCUGUACCAUUAACCGAUGUUCAUCAAGUGCGUCUAUGAGUAUGUCAAUAUUCAGCUUUCAACCACAUCUCAGUGCCACCGUUAGUGAAAGAUCGUUGUUAAAAAUAAUAAAGUUAAUAUCAAUUCAAUAUUGAUAUUUAUAUAUAAAACUAGAGUUUUAGUUUAUUUGUCAAACUAUGGUUCUCAUACAUAAAUUUAGGUCACCGCCAUAUAUUUUAUUUUCAAAACUCACUUGCUGCAGUACAGAAUAUAACAAAUAACUCUUUAUUUGUCUUCAGAGACUUACAUGUGGUAUUAAAAAUAAAGCAUCAACUGACAUUUCGUCUCCGUCUCAUAUCUGAGAAGGUCCAGGUUAUGGGUGAAAUGAGGAAUUAGAAAGAAAUGGAAGAACAGAUUGGUUUGUUUUUUCCCUCUUAAU